GACAAAAAAGGACUUGGAUACCGCGCUACUAUUACCUUUUGCUUCAGGGGGUAAAUUUUGGAGAUAAUCACACGGGAGUUACCUACAACCCACAGAUUAGGUCUCAAAGUCGACACAAGAGAAUGACCGUCCGACACGAUUUCCAGUCCGACUACCGAAAGUUGGUUGAUUCCAUCUGUCAGAAGUCAGCAUGUCUCCGCGCUUCGAUCAUGGUGACUACACCAUCGGUUGGAUCUGUGCCUUACCGAAAGAGAUGACCGCCGCCAUAGCGAUGCUCGAUGUAACUCACGAUAGCCUCCCACAGCCAGCAUCGGAUUAUAAUAACUACUGUUUGGGAUCCAUUGGAGAGUUUAACAUAGCCAUUGCGGGCCUGCCAGGAGGGGAUAUUGGGAGCCACCCAGCCUCUGCUGUGGCUAUUAGAAUGGUAUCUACCUUCCCUAAUCUAAAGAUAGGACUCAUGGUAGGCAUCGGGGGUGGUGUUCCGAGUAAGGAGCAUGACAUCAGACUCGGCGACGUUGUCGUUAGCAUACCAGCGAAUGGGUUUGGCGGUGUUGUACAACAUGAUAUGGGAAAGAAUACUAAGGAUGGCGGAUGGGUGCGAACCGGGUCCUUAAAUGGGCCGCCGUCGGUCCUAAGAACAACGAUCUCGAAACUAAUGUCCAUGCAUCAAAUACACGGUAAUAAGAUUGAGAUUUUCCUGUCGGAGAUGGUGGAACGUCAUCCUAAUCUAUCCCCGCAAUUCACUCGUCAGGACACUUAUUCCGACACACUGUAUGAGCCUGAACCUGAAGAGCCGGGAGCGUUUCAAGGCUGGGUAGAAGUUGAACGGCAGCCCCGGAAACCACACGAAUUGAUCAAAAUACAUUAUGGGUUAAUUGCGUCAGGAAAUCAAGUGAUAAAGAGUGGCCGAUUGCGGGAUCAGAUUAGCUCUCGACUUGGUGGCGUAUUAUGUUUUGAGAUGGAGGCGGCUGGCUUAAUGAAUGAGUUGCCGUGUGUUGUCAUACGAGGCAUAUGUGACUAUGCCGAUGCCCAUAAGAACAAGGAAUGGCAGGAAUAUGCAGCAGCGGUUGCAGCAGCCUACACAAAAGAGCUUGUAACUGCAUUACCAACAAUAAGUGUUGAAAAACAAGCUUCUCGAGAAACGCAAGCACCGACGCCUAUCAUCCAGGAUCACUUCGUUACCGUACAGAGUCAAUCACUAGGACCCCACUGGAUGGUGCCCUUCUUCAGAAACCAGCACUUUGUCGCACGCGAGCAGGAGCUUUCUACGUUACGGCGUUGGUCAUCAUCCGAAGAGUUAUGCCAUAGUAUGGCUAUAUUCGGGCUCGGUGGCGUGGGCAAGACUCAAAUCGCACUUGAAUUUGCUUACCGCACAAAAGAUGAAAACCCAAACUGCUCUGUCUUCUGGGUUCCAGCGACUGACCGUCUGGCAUUCGAACAUGCCUACAAACAGAUCGGCCACCUGCUUAACAUACCGGGCAUAGAUGCAAAUGGGGCAGAUGUUCUCCAACUUGUUAAAGAUGGGUUAAGCGAUAAGGGGGCAGGUCAGUGGCUGAUGAUAAUUGACAAUGCGGACGACAUCAACAUGAUUUUCCGGCAACCUUCGAGCGUUGAAGUAUCCGCGCCAGCACUGAUAGACUACGUUCCUUUCAGUCCGAAUGGAUCUACACUUAUUACUACACGAAAUCGCAAGGUGGCUGUGAGACAAGCCGCUAAUAAAAUCAUCUUUCUAGAGAUAAUGGGACCAGAUGACGCGAAACAGUUACUAGAAAGGUCGUUGUUGCGGCAAGAAAUACUUUCAGAUGUCAAUGUUACUAUGGAGCUUCUCCGUAUUCUUGGCUUCUUGCCCUUAGCAAUCAUCCACGCGGCGUCUUAUAUUAAUGAGAACGACACGACUAUUGAAGAUUAUACGAGUCUGUACAAUGAUAGCGAAACAGAAGUAAUGAAAGUAUUGAGUGAGGAUUUCGAAGUGCAUGGAAGAUACAAGACCGUGAAGAACUCUAUCGCAGCAACAUGGUUGAUCUCCUUGAGUCAACUAACUCGCACAAAUCCUGUUGCCAUUGAUUAUCUCUCUUUCAUGGCUUGCUUGUCCAACAAUAGCAUCUCACAAUCACUUCUUCUACCGGUGGAAUCGAAGAAACAAAGCCUGGAGGCGGUUGGGGCACUCAAGGCUUACUCGUUUAUUAGGAAACGAGAAGAUGGUCCUAGUUUCGAUAUACACCCGUUAGUCCACCUGGCUUCGAGAAAUUGGUUGAGAAACGAAAGUAAACUACAGAUGUGGACCGAUAAAGCAAUUGUGCGGCUAGUCGACCUUCUCCCAGAUGGUGGACAUGAUAACAGAGCGAUAUGGACUGCAUACUUACCUCACGCAAAAUACCUUUUGACUUCAGCUAUAGCCGUGGAAGGUAAAUUGCAAGUUGUAGUACUAGCAGAGAAGUUGGCCAAAUGCCUUUACAGCAACGGCGAGUACAACGAAGCAUAUCAUGUAUACGAACGGGCACUGGAUUUACGAACAAAGGCCUCUGGCCUGGAGAAUCGCGACACUUUGAGAAAUAUGUUUGGCAUGGCCGAGGCCCUGGACCAUCAAGGCAAAUUCAAGCAAGCGGAACAUCUACAUCGAGAGAUCCUGGAACUUAGGAAAAAGGUUCUUGGCCCUAAAGACCCCGAAGUAGGAAGAAGCAUGAACUACCUGGCCCAGGCACUAUAUGACGACGGGAACUACGCAGAAUCAGAACGGGUGCAUCGAGAUGCGCUUGCACUGCAGAACGAGGUACUCCACCCUGAGCAUCCAAACGCGUUGACCACUACCGGGUAUCUCGCCCAAACAUUAGGUCAGCAAGGAAAAUACGUGGAAGCGGAAGAGAUGCACAGAAACCUGCUCAAAACUCGGCUCAGAGUGGCGGGGGAAGAGUACCCGGGCACUCUAGCGACGAUGAGUUGUCUCGGCGUCGCACAGGGAGACCUAGGGAACUAUGCGGACGCGGAACAGACGCACCGACGCGUGUUAGGCCUCCGCGUGAAAGUGUUAGGAGAUCGCCACCCGCACACGGCGAUAACCAAGCGCUGGCUCGCCGACGCACUUCUCCACCAAGGAAAGUACGAAGAGGCGUUUCGUCUCAACCAGGAGGCUCUCGGGCUCCAAUUGGAACUGCUGGGUCCAAUGCAUCCGAACACCAUCCUGGCUCUGGGUAACUUAGGCGAUAUCCUCUUCUACCAAGGACAGACUGAUCGAGCUGAGGAGGUUUAUAGUCAGGUGCUUGAUCGACAAAUCAAGGUUCUGGGAACAGAUCACCCGGAGACUUUGGGAGGUAUGAAGAGAAUCGCGGAUGUUUUGGAUAGGCAGGGGAAACAUGUCGAGGCUAAGGAAAUGUACCGGAAGGUUUUUGAGGCGCGAGCUGCGGUUUUGGGACCGCGACAUCCGAAAACGUUGGCGACGCCUCAUUGAAUUAUGCUUGAUAUGUAAUUAAUUUUUGGAUACCUAUCCUUUAUUAUAUUUGUCGUUUCCUGAUGCUCUGGUUUCAGGGGGAUAUUGUGGUAGGAUAAAAUCUGGCUACUGUCUUUUCCUAUAAGUUCUAGGUUAUUUAUAGGUGCUUUGUUAGCCAGCGGACAGCUGCAACGCUUAAAAAUAUAGGGGGCUUUAAGCGCUGUGGUGCCGUUUAGGUCGGUGCAUGAAUGCCCCUCAUCCCCACUUUAGGGUUAUCCCAUAGGCUAACGGGUUGAAUGGACUAAGGGGUACAAUGAAGGGUAAAAUGAUGAGAUUACCUAGUAGGUAACGACUAUUAAAAUAUUUAUUUUUCUAAAGACAA
This is a messenger RNA of Annulohypoxylon maeteangense, 3806 nucleotides long. RefSeq names its product TPR-like protein. The record is from RefSeq and is a predicted model, not a curated record. Lineage: Eukaryota; Fungi; Ascomycota; Sordariomycetes; Xylariales; Hypoxylaceae. Gene Ontology annotation, molecular function: ADP binding; catalytic activity; protein binding. The coding region runs from base 191 to 3445 and encodes 1084 amino acids. Gene Ontology annotation, biological process: nucleoside metabolic process. The transcript has 2 exons.